UCAUUUAACCGUUGGUUGUUGCAGACUCUAUACAUACCUCUCGGGCCGGCGAUUCCUCUCGGUCUCUGGGAUCGUUUUCUGGAUUUUGUGUGUCUGUUCGGUGAAAUAUUUUAAAAUUAGACAAAUUUCAAGUGCCCCAUCUAGCGACACUAAUUGCAUCGUGUGUACUCGGAAAUUGUGCAAUCCAAAGUGGUGUCAAGUCGGGCGUGGGAAACGAACUGUCGGUGAAAUCAGGACACGUGUUGUGCAAGGAAGAUACAGCGUGAUUUAAAAGGUGAAAAUCUGCCAUCUUCCGUGGAGUGCUUCCGUGGAACGAACCGAACGACGACGACGACGACGAAAAAUCGAGAAAAUUUAGUUGUUGCUGCAGCUAGUUCAAGCGAGGAAGAAAAACAAAAAGUCGCGUUUUUUUUUGUGUGUGAGCUAGUGCAUGUGAGCGAUAGUGGGCGGAAGGCGGAAAAUUGGCUUUUCACAGUUGAUUGGGUGCAGCGGAAUUAAGGCACAGUCCGUGUCAAGUGUGACUUGUGUGUGUGUGUCGGUGUGACUAAAGCUUAGUUGGCCGAAGAAGAAGAAGAAGAGGAAGUUGCUGUUGUUGGAGAGCAUCGUACGGCGUCAAGAUGACCGAGAGUGCAGGUGUGAAGCAGAUCGUGGGCGUGUCGGACAUCACCGAGAACCGCAACAUAUGGCGCAUGCUGAUCGCGGAGUUCCUCGGCACCUUCCUGCUGGUGUCGAUCGGCAUCGGUAGCACGAUGGGCUGGGCUGGGGACGACGCGUCCAAGCCGACGAUGACACAGAUUGCCUUCACCUUCGGCCUGGUGGUGGCCACUCUCGCUCAGGCAUUUGGCCACGUGAGCGGCUGCCACAUCAACCCCGCGGUCACCAUCGGACUGAUGGUAACGGCCGACAUCAGCAUACUGAAGGGUGCCUUCUACAUCGUGUCCCAGUGCGUGGGAGCGAUCGCUGGAGCUGCUCUGAUUAAGGCAGCCACCCCGGCCGACGUCAUCGGUGGGCUGGGCGUCACCGGCAUUGACCCUCGCAUGAGCACCGGCCAGGGCGUCCUGAUCGAGGCCCUCAUCACCUUCAUCCUUGUGUUCGUGGUUCAUGGCGUCUGUGACAAUCGUCGUUCCGACAUCAAGGGUUCGGCCCCGCUGGCCAUCGGACUGUCCAUCACUGCCGGACAUCUGAGUGCGAUUCGAUACACCGGUGCCAGCAUGAACCCGGCUCGUUCCUUCGGACCGGCCGUUGUGAUGGGUAACUGGACCGACCAGUGGGUGUACUGGGUUGGCCCAAUUGUCGGUGGCAUUAUUGCCGGUGCUAUCUAUCGUCUGUUCUUCAAAAUGAACACUAACAAAGUAGGCCAAGUGACUAACGACGUUCAGUACAUAUAGUCGCAGGCUAGCCCCACCCCCACAUACUUAGUAUCUGAUAAUACCAUAAGUUAUCUAAUGUAAUAACAAAACAAUAACCAACAAACAACAGCAUCAGCCACGCGCAAAGUUAUUGAACGCAAUGACGAGCGAUCCUGCCAUUAUUGGAAAUGUGUGUGCUAAUUAACAAAUCUGUAUCUGCGUGUCCGUUGAAAUUUUUGUGGGGGAAAAUAACAACAGUAAGAACAAUAGAAAGGAUACUGAACGGUUCAUCAAACCGUUCUGAUGCUUGAUUCAAUUCCACCUUAACAAAAAAAGCCAAAUUCGAGCAAAAAAGAGAUGAAUAUUUUAACACAAAUGGUACUACAUAUAUUUAAACAAAAUUUCGCACUAUACUUUUGGUUUAGUUUCUCCAAGAAUAUUGUACAAAGAAGUGAUUGUGAAAAAUUGGGAAAAACAAUAUUUUCCUAAUUGUUCACAAAUACUUCAAUAUUUAUUCGGUGCCUUAAAAACUAAAUAUUUAUCUAUUACUUAAAAUUGUCUUAUCCAAAUUUACGGGAAUACUAAUAGUACCAUCAGAUCUUUUGUUUUUUUGUCAUUUAAAAUAAAGUUUCCGCUUUUAAAUGUUUAAGAAAUUGUACAUAAUGCGCUACCUAACUCACAAACCUUUCUAUCUGUAUAUGUUAGUUAGUUCGUAUUCUAUUGAACAAGGUGCUGGGUUUGAACAAGAAAUUGAUCGCAUUUUAUUUAAUCGACUUAAUCUCUUCACAAUAUUGUGCAUGCGCAUUCACUUUUACUAACCCUAUGAGUCGAACUAAACCUCCAAAAUUCCUAAGCCAAAUCUGUGAAACAAAAGAAAAACGUAAUUUUCACCAUUUCCUCAAAACACCGCCACGAUUCGAUCUAAAGAGCAGGCGAUGGCACCGCUGUUAGUAUUAGAAGAAACAAACAAACAAUGCUGUUAUCUGUUAAUUAUCAUGUGUUUGUUCCAUUUAGUUGUUAAUUUAGAGCACCCUCCCAAGCAGCAUCUCGAUUUAACGAAAAGCAAAAAAUAAAUGCAAAUUACAAAUUCCAUCCUCGAAGCUGGCACUAUUAAUCACACACACGAUAAUAAUGUACAUUAGUUAAUAGUGCACUGUUACUGUUGCUCUGGUGUAUUUAUUUGCAAAUUCAAAUGAAGAUCAAACUUUACCGGGAAUUGCUGCUAAUCCGGUUUCUAAUCUUUCGUCGUAAAUUGCGGUGCAAACUAUGCAAAAAUUGGUUGAUAUAAAUGCCCAUCCGUAUAUUCUUGUAUGUAUUAUAUACAUUGGAAUUUACACCACUUUUAUUGUAAAGAAACAUGUUGAAUAAAUAUGAAUAUUUAAACAAAAAUCUA
Culex pipiens pallens (northern house mosquito) is the source of this 2742-nucleotide messenger RNA. It is a transcript of the gene Drip, whose product is annotated as aquaporin AQPAe.a. The record is from RefSeq and is a predicted model, not a curated record. Gene Ontology annotation, biological process: transmembrane transport. The coding region runs from base 618 to 1388 and encodes 256 amino acids. Gene Ontology annotation, molecular function: water channel activity. Gene Ontology annotation, cellular component: plasma membrane. The transcript has 8 exons. NCBI's taxonomy places the organism in Eukaryota, Metazoa, Arthropoda, Insecta, Diptera, Culicidae.